Molecule: messenger RNA, 903 nt
Organism: Hyphopichia burtonii NRRL Y-1933
Lineage: Eukaryota; Fungi; Ascomycota; Pichiomycetes; Serinales; Debaryomycetaceae
Gene: PHB2
Product: prohibitin subunit
Exons: 1
Coding region: 1-903 (300 amino acids)
Biological process (GO): mitochondrion organization
Cellular component (GO): membrane; mitochondrion
Source: RefSeq, a predicted model, not a curated record
AUGAGUGAUCAACAGUGGAAACAGCUAGCAGAACAAUUGAGACGCAGAGCACAACAAGCCCCAAGACCAGCUGGAGGACCAUCGCCAGGAGGGAUUUUUGCUGGGUUUGGUGGGUUAAUUGCCUUAGGAGGUUUGGCCCUUUUUGCUCAAAAUACUUUAUUUAAUGUUGAUGGUGGUCAAAGAGCCAUUAUAUAUUCACGUUUUAACGGGGUUCAGCCAACCAUAUAUAAUGAAGGGACACAUUUUCUUGUUCCGUGGUUCCAAAGACCAAUUGUAUUUGAUGUACGUGCUAAACCUAGAAAUGUUGCUUCAUUAACUGGUACUAAAGAUUUACAAAUGGUUAAUAUUACUUGUCGUGUUUUAUUUAAACCAAAUAUUUUCCAAUUACCAUCCAUUUACCGUACUUUAGGUGCUGAUUAUGAUGAAAAAGUUUUACCAUCCAUUGUUAAUGAAGUUUUAAAAUCAGUUAUUGCACAAUUUAAUGCAUCCCAAUUAAUUACUCAAAGAGAAAAAGUUUCUAGAUUAGUUAAAGAUAAUUUGAUUCGUCGUGCAGCUAAAUUCAAUAUCGAAUUAGAUGAUGUUUCAUUAACUUAUAUGACAUUUUCUCCAGAAUUUAGCGCAGCAGUUGAAGCAAAACAAAUUGCUCAACAAGAUGCUCAAAGAGCUGCCUUUGUUGUUGAUAAAGCUAUACAAGAAAAACAACAAUUGGUUGUUAAAGCUGCUGGUGAAGCCAAGUCCGCAGAGUUGGUUGGUGAAGCCAUCAAGAAGUCUAAAGAUUAUGUUGAAUUGAAAAGAUUGGAUACUGCCAGAGAAAUUGCUUCCAUCUUAGCAAGAUCUCCAAAUAGAAUCUUAUUGGAUAACGACACUUUAUUGUUGAACACCGUUGCUGAUGGUCGUAAGUGA